UUUCUAAAUAUUGUUGUGUACUCCACAGUGAGUUUCCUGGCCAAGGCGGUGGAUAUCUCUGAUAAAACCAUCUUGUUUCAAAUCUGGGACACAGCGGGCCAGGAGCGGUUCCACAGCUUGAUCCCCAUGUAUCUGAGAGACGCCAGGGCAGCCAUUGUCCUCUACGACAUUACCAACGAAAAUUCGUUCCAAAAUGUAAAAGAUGUUUGGAUAACCAAACUCCAGAAAGACGGACCAGAAAAUCUACAAGUCGCCAUUGUGGGCAGUAAGUUAGAUUUGACGCAUCUUCGUCAAGUUGAUAAACAGAGAGCUGAGCAUCUCGCGCAGAAGUACUGCUGUCUGUUCACAGAAAUUUCCGCCAAAACUGGAGCUAACGUCGACAAACUGUUGUAUGAUAUCGCGAAUUCUCUCAGUGAUACGGCGACCCGAUCUCACGAAGUCCUCCGAUCUUCAACGAUUCAUCUCGACGACUCCGACAAUGAGGACAAGCAGGUCAAGGAGCGCAAGAAAUGCUGUGCAUUAUUUUGACAGCAUUAAAGAGGGAUUCUCACAGUAGAUGACUUGCUAAAUGCGCCAACAAAAUAGACUACAGGAGCUGAUCAAGGAAAUAUUUUUUCGGAGUGAACUAAGAAAAAUGGACCAACCUGUGUAAAGCGCAAAACAAUGAAAUUUUAAGGAGAAGAAAAAAAAGGUCACUUGAGUGUAUUUAGGAGGGUCGGGUCUCCUGCGCUUUCGGACUAGGAUCGAUCCCCGUUGGUGUGCCUAUUGGGCUAUUUCUCGUGUGGGUCUUAACCAUAUGUCUGAUGUCAUAUAACCGUAAAUAAAAUGUGUUGAGGGCGUCGUUAAAUAAAA
Molecule: messenger RNA, 852 nt
Organism: Gigantopelta aegis
Lineage: Eukaryota; Metazoa; Mollusca; Gastropoda; Neomphalida; Peltospiridae
Product: ras-related protein Rab-5A-like
Exons: 4
Molecular function (GO): GTPase activity; GTP binding
Source: RefSeq, a predicted model, not a curated record